UACGUAUGGUAUGGUCACGUGACCAUACGUACAUAAACAAACCAUGUCACACAAAAAAACAGUGACACAGUUUGCUAGCUAACGUUAGCUAAUAGCCACCUUUACCAAAUAACCGAAAAUUAAGACUUCAUACCCGUAACGUUUACAAGAAGCAACGAAGAGUGUCAGACCGUAUACCAGUAGUUAUGUAGCUAGUUAGCCAGAGUAGCAGUCAUUUAGCUAGGUUAGCUAGCGCUGGAACGGCAGUUCCAUGGCAUCCUCAGCGGGAAGCGAAGUCCGAGCCCUCGGCCCUAGCGAAGGGACUUUGGGAGCACUGCCCAGUGCUCGGCCACCACUUCGCUCUCACCACCUACACACCACAACCACCGCAGGUUCCCCUGGAUCUCUGAUGGUGGAGUCGGUGGACGACGCGGAGGGUCUGUAUGUCGCGGUGGAGAGAUGUCCUCUCUGCAACACCGCCAGGCGCAGGCUGACUUGUGCCCGGUGCAUCCAGGCAGGGGAUUUCGUGUACUUCGACGGUAGAAACCCCGAACUAUACACUGAAAAAUUGACAAGACUUAAAAUGCUGAAGGAGAAGAAAGAACUUCUUGAACAGAGGGUCAUUACUGCCAUGGAUAAGAAGGUCCAGGCAGAUCAGCUGAAAUGGAAGAUGAUGUCAUGCAAGAUGAAGAUUGAGCAGCUGAAGGAGGCCAUUGGCUGUGGGAACGAAGAGGUGAAGAGUGGUAAGGACCUGCUGCUUCGCUCCCAGGAGGAGAGCCAGAGGCUGCAGCGGCGGGCCAGCCGCCACCAGGAGAAGAGGGACAAGAUAGAGAGACACAACCAGCGGCUGGGAGAACUGCUGGAGAAGAAGGGCAAGGAGCUGCAGGGUCGUCUGGAUCACCUGGCUGAGGUCCGCAAGGGACACAUCCUGGAGCUCACUGCUCACAUCUUCCCCACACAGGAGGAGAAACAGGGCAGCAGGGACCCAGCGGACAUAUUGUCAGAGUGUGACCUGGCUCUGACCUCCAGCACGGUGAGUGAGCUGGCUGAGGCCCGUCGCACCACCUACCUGUCAGGGCGCUGGAUCUGGGAUGACCAGAAUGGAGAAACCAGCAUUAGCAUCACCGGACCCAGGGUCACGCUGCCUAGCAACGGGGACUGCUCCCCCUAUUACAGCUGGGUGGAAGACAAGAGCACCAAUGAGGGGCCAGAGCUGGACCACAUCAACCCAGCCCACACCAUCAGUGCAGCUCUCUGCUAUGCUACCCAGCUCAUCAACAUCCUCUCUCAUAUCCUGGAUGUCAAUCUGCCCAAGAAGUUGUGCAACAGUGAGUUCUGUGGUGACAGCCUGAGCAGGUACAGGUUCACCCGUGCUGUCACCAAGCUCAACACCAACAUCCUCCACCUCUGCUUUUCACAGCAUGUUGAGAGUGAGCUGCUGCACCCUCACCACACCCUGAGGAACAUCAUGUUCCUGGUCUCUCCCGACAACAAGAACCUGGGCAGGACGGGUCCAUACGAGGUGACUGCAGAUCUGGAGGACUCCAUGGAGUUUGUGGAGCCGGAGGCGGCUGGCCCGGCGGAGGAGAGCGGGGACGAGAUGGUGACGGACGAGGAGACAGACCUGGGGACAGACUGGGAGACGGUCCCCAGCCCACGCUUCUGUGACAUCCCCUCCCAGCCCAUGGACCUGUCCCAGAGCAUGGCCAUGCAGGUGUCUCAGCCUGUGGGCCAGGCCGGGGGCAUGAUCUCCUCAGCAGCUGCCUCCGUCACCUCCUGGUUCCGGGCCUACACCGGCCAGCGCUGAGGGAGAGAAGCCUGGAGGCUCACUGACCAGGGUUGUAUUCAUUAGUGCAAAAUAUAUAUAAAUAAACGUUUUGUAAUGUAGAAUAAAAACUAGGGUUUCUUAUUGGACAAGUUCA
This is a messenger RNA of Salvelinus sp. IW2-2015, 1901 nucleotides long. Its product is annotated as beclin 1-associated autophagy-related key regulator. Gene Ontology annotation, biological process: cellular response to starvation; mitophagy; autophagosome assembly. The record is from RefSeq and is a predicted model, not a curated record. Gene Ontology annotation, cellular component: extrinsic component of phagophore assembly site membrane; autophagosome; phosphatidylinositol 3-kinase complex, class III. Lineage: Eukaryota; Metazoa; Chordata; Actinopteri; Salmoniformes; Salmonidae.